ACUGCAGAGGUUCCUUCAUCCUGGGUCUCACUUCAUGUUUUGGAUGCUGCAAGGCUGGGUGAGAGGAGACUCCAGGCGGGGGCCUGCCUUGGCACUGCCAUGAACCACUUCCAGGCCAUUCUGGCUCAGGUGCGGACACUGCUCUCCAGCCAGCAGCCCAGGCAGGUUCAGGCCCUCCUGGAUGGCCUGCUGGAAGAAGAGCUGCUCUCCCGGGAGUACCACUGUGCCCUGCUCCGUGAGCCUGAUGACGAGGCUCUGGCCCGCAAGAUUUCCUUGACUCUGCUGGAGAAAGGGGAUUUAGACUUGGCUUGCUCAAGCUGGAUCUGCAGCAGGCUCCAGGCCCCGGUGGUAGAGAGGGGCAGCAGCUACAGGGACCAUGGAGGCCAUAGUCUGCGUGCCACCAUGGAACUGGGGCUUCCAGAGGGCAGCUACCUGGAGCUCCUUAACAGUGAUGCCGACCCCCUACACCUUUACCACUUCUAUGACCAGAUGGACCUGGCCGGGGAGGAGGAGAUCGAGCUCAACUCAGAGCCGGACACAGACACCAUCAACUGUGACCAGUUCAGCAAGCUGUUGCAGGACAUGGAGGGGGAUGAAGAGACCCGGGAGGCCUAUGCCAACAUCGCGGAACUGGAUCAGUACGUGUUCCAGGACACCCAGUUGGAGGGCCUCAGCAAGGACCUCUUCAUAGAGCACAUUGGAGCAGAGGAAGCCUUCAGUGAGAGCAUGGAGGUCCCUGUAGAAGCAGGACCGAGGCCUCAGAAGAGACGCUCCUCAGAAGAGCACUCUAUGGACCCAAAGCACAGGAAGCUAGCUGUACCCUCUGUUGUGCCCAUGCUGACUGGCAGCUUCCUGAUGGGGCCAGCAAGCCUCUCCACCAAGCCCUACCUACCACCUGCUCUGCCCAAUCAAGAGCCAGUACCCAGCCAUGCAUACCUGGAGGGAGCAGCUCAGACAUCCGUGCCCACCUCUAUGUCCUCAUUGAACUGUUUGGAUCUCCCCAUCGGACACCUCCAGCUCCUUCCCACCCUGCCACAGGGGCUCUGGCAAAUAUCAGGGGCUGACACAGGGCUCCCCAGUGUUCUGAUCUACCAUGGUGAGAUGCCCCAGGUCAAUCAAGAUGCUUCAGGCAGCCCCACUGUCCCCAGCCUCCCCAAAUCCCCAGACAGGCUGGGCUCCAUCAGCCCCUUUGCACCGUCUGCGGCUGACCUACCCAGCAUGCCUGAACCUGCGCUGACUUCCCGUGCUCAUGAGAUGGAGGACACAACAUCCCCCUCCCCAUGCCAAGAGGAUCCUGAGUCUUCCAUCAAGCUUCCAAAAUGGCCAGAGUCUGUGGAGCGGUUCCAGAACUCCCUGAAGGACAAGUACCAGGUGGAGCCCGAGAGCCUGAGCGGUCCCCUGGUAGCCACGGAGCUGGUGCGGGCCAGGUUGGAGAGAGGCAGCAACAAGAGCCAGGAAAGGGAGCUAGCCACUCCAGACUGGACGGAGCGCCAGCUAGUCCAUGGUGGCCUGGCUGAGGUGCUUCAGGCUGCCGGCGCCCGCCGGCGGCCACGAGAGACACAGGUGGUUGCUGUGCUGGGCAAGGCUGGCCAGGGCAAGAGCCACUGGGCUCGGAUGGUGAGUCAGGCCUGGGCCCAUGGCCAGUUGCCACAAUAUGACUUUGUCUUCUAUGUCCCUUGUCACUGCUUGGAUCGUCCGGGGGACACUUACCACCUGCAGGAUCUGCUCUGUCCCCCAAGCCUGCAGCCACUGGUCAUGGAUGACGAGGUCUUAGGUCACAUUGUGAGGCAGCCAGAGCGUGUCCUGCUCAUUCUAGAUGCUUUUGAGGAGCUAGAGGCCCAAGAUGGCCUCCUACAUGGACCAUGUGGACCUCUGCCCCCAGAGCCCUGCUCCUUCCGGGGGCUGCUAGCUGGGCUUUUCCAGCGGAAGCUGCUGCGUGGCUGUACCCUGCUCCUCACAGCCCGGCCUCGGGGGCGCCUGGCUCAGAGCCUGAGCAAGGCAGAUGCCAUCUUUGAGGUGCCCAGCUUCUCUACUGAGCAGGCCCAGACGUACAUGAGACACUACUUUGAGAACUCAGAGACAGCAGGGGACCAAGACAAGGCCCUGGGCCUCCUGGAGGGUCAGCCUUUUCUCCUCACCCAUAGUCACAGCCCUGCUCUAUGCAGGGCUGUGUGCCAGCUCUCCAAGGCCCUGCUGGAACAGGGCACAGAGACCCAGCUGCCUUGCACACUUACAGGACUCUACGUCGGCUUGCUAGGCCCUGCAGCCAGAGACAGUCCUCCAGGGGCCUUAGUUGAACUGGCCAAGCUGGCCUGGGAGCUGGGCCGCAGACACCAAAGCACCUUGCAAGAGACCCAGUUACUAUCAGUGGAGGUGAGGACCUGGGCAGUGACCCACGGCUUGGUGCAGCCCACCCCGGGGACCACAGAGGCCCAGCUGGGCUUCUCCAGUUUUCUGUUCCAGUGCUUCCUGGGGGCUGUGUGGCUGGCACAGUGCAAUGACAUCAAAGACAAGGAGCUGCCACAGUACCUGGCCUUGACCCCAAGGAAGAAGAGACCCUAUGACAACUGGCUGGAGGGUGUACCACGCUUUCUGGCUGGGUUGGUUUUCCAGCCUCGAGGCCACUGCCUGGGCGCUCUGAUGGAGCCUGCAGUGGCAGACAGGAAACGGAAGGUUCUCACCCGGUACCUGAAGCGCCUGAAGCUGGGGACUCUGCGGGCCGGGCGGCUGCUGGAGCUGCUGCAUUGUGCUCAUGAGACACAGGACCCUGGGAUAUGGGAGCAUGUAGCACGCCAGCUCCCUGGGCACCUCUCCUUCCUGGGCACCCGGCUCACACCCCCAGAUGUGCACAUGCUGGGCAGGGCCCUAGAGACGGCCAGCCAGGACUUCUCCCUGGACCUCCGUCAGACCGGCAUUGAGCCCUCCGGACUGGGGGACCUCGUGGGACUCAGCUGUGUCACCAGUUUCAGGGCCGCCUUGAGUGACACAAUGGUGCUCUGGGAGUCCCUCCGGCAGCAGGGAGAGCCCCAGCUACUCCAGGUGGCAGAGGAGAAGUUCACCAUUGAGCCAUUUAAGGCCAAGUCUCCGAAGGACGUGGAAGACCUGGACAGCCUCGUGCAGACCCGCAGGCUAAGAAACCCCUCGGAGGAUGCAGCUCCGGAUCUUCCUGCCAUCCGGGACCUUAAGAAGCUAGAGUUUGCGUUGGGUCCGGUCUUGGGUCCCCAGGCUUUCCCCACACUGGCAAAGAUCCUUCCAGCGUUCUCAUCCCUGCAGCACCUGGACCUGGACUCACUCAGUGAGAACAAGAUCGGGGAUGAGGGUGUGUCGAAGCUCUCAGCCACCUUUCCUCAGCUCAAGGUCCUGGAGACGCUCAACCUGUCCCAAAACAGCAUCACUGAUGUGGGUGCCUGCAAGCUUGCAGAAGCCCUGCCGGCCCUGGCCAAGUCCCUCCUAAGGCUGAGCUUGUACAAUAACUGCAUCUGUGACGCAGGAGCCAAGAGCCUGGCACAAGUGCUUCCAGACAUGGUGUCCCUGCGGGUGAUGGAUGUCCAGUUUAACAAGUUCACGGCUGCCGGUGCCCAGCGGCUGGCCUCCAGCCUUCAGAAGUGCCCUCAAGUGGAAACGCUGGCAAUGUGGACACCCACAAUCCCCUUUGGGGUUCAGGAACACUUGCAGCAGCUGGAUGCCCGGAUCAGCCUGAGAUGACCCUGCUGUGCCCCGGACAAGCAUGUACUCUGGGACACUGACCACGCUGGACCUUGAACUGGGCACUGUGGACUCUGCUCUUCUGUGGGCCAUAUCCCAUGAGAGUCAGCCUCUGGUAACGCUGCCCCUGCAGGCUCAGAGUUGGGCUCUGCCUAGAUGAGGAACGGACACAUGUCUUGCUCUUCUCCAGGCUGCAAGAGCAGCUACAGGCUCUUGAGUGCCAGGCAGGAAGGCAGCCCCCUUCAGUGGCUGUGAGCAAUGGCAGGCAGGCCUGGGCUGCAUUCAGUGGAUCCACCCAGGAGGCCAAAGACCUUCUCUUUGACGGUCCAGGCCAGAGUACAGAACUGAAGCAGCCACGCACCUGCCUGGCCAGGCCAGGGCCAGCCUGGUGAGAAGGCACUUCUCCCCUGACAGGGCCUGCUCUGAAGACACUAAGUGUGGCCCUGGCCUGCAGACCUCCAAAUGCGACAGGGAGUCUAUGGCAGCUCUUUCUACUUGAGGUGCUGUUUCCACAAACUUUCAGUCAAGGCCUGAGCUGGCUAAGACCCUGGAUGUGAACCAGGAGCCAGGAACGGUGGACUGCAGGACGGGAGAGCUGCAGCCGGGAGCUGCUCUGCCUUCUUCCAUACUCACUACAUUUUAAACACACUCUCACUGCAGCUCUGGGGCUUGGUUUAUCCCGCAAAUUCCAUCUGGGGGAUCCCUUCUGUCCUGGUAUCCAAUGCAAAAGAAACCACCCAAACCACAAGAACUUAAAACAGUCCACACUUCCAUACUGCCCCAACCCCUGUCCUUUAGGCAGGCUCAGAAGAGACAGCCCACCUGGCCCCACCAACCCUCUGAGUCAAUUGGGGGCAGCUAGAAGCUGGGCUGGAACCAUCUGAAGGCGUGUGCCUGUAUGUCUGGUGCAUGACAUGGGUUGCUGGCUGGGAGCCCUGAGUCCUUAGUAGACAGCUGGCUGGGGACUUCUCCAAGGGGAGCUGGCUUGCCUUCCUCAUAGCACCGCGUCUGCAUUAUAGGGUGACUCCCCAGUGAGGGAGAACAGAGAGGAGAAAGUGAGGAGACAUGGGCCACCUCAUAACAGGCUGCACAGCAUUGUUUCUACCACAUUCUGCAGUACAGAACAUGCACGGAGCGCGUGUGCACACCAUACAGCCCGGCCCUGCCCAGAUCCUGCACCUUCUGCAAGGAUUUUGGUAGAUUCUAAGAUCCCAGGCCGGAGGGCUGAAACAGUGACCAUGGUACAAAGGAGUGUUGUCUUCCACUGCUCCACUGCGUCCUGGGAGCAGUUCCCAGGACCACGCUGGUCGGCCUCAGCUGCAGCCCGCCAAAAGGAGCAGGUCGCACCAGUGCUGCCGUUCCUGUUUUCCCUGGGGUCUCUCACCUUGAGGUCAGGAGCCACUGAUCCCUCCAUCAGGACAGUGACAGCGUGCUUUCUUGCCUUGGCAGAGGGAGCCGUCUGUGUGGCUCCAGCAUGCCAGCCCUGAUGCCCAUAGGACUGGCCCACAUCCCAGUAAGUGGGAACUGGGCUAGAGGGCCCAGGGAGGUGGUCUGCAUGGCUGCUUGGGGGUGAUUCUCAGAGACAGGUCCAGCUGCAGAGGGUACCUGUGCAAGGCAUCAAGCUCAGGGGUGGCACAUGGAAGUCCCACUUGUGCGGUCACAGGGGAGGGUACCGAGGCACUCUCCAUCUGCUGCACCUACCAGUCAGGUAGGCAGACCUUUACCUCUGCCUUGGGUCUGUCUGGAGAUGCCCAAAGUACCUCUCCUUACUCUGCUGAGGGCUGGCACUUAUUAAUGGGUUGGUUUAUGUAAGGCACUCACUAUAGUGCCAGGGACACAGUAAAUGCUCAACAAAC
Messenger RNA from Peromyscus leucopus (white-footed mouse), 5561 nucleotides. RefSeq names its product class II major histocompatibility complex transactivator (gene Ciita). The record is from RefSeq and is a predicted model, not a curated record. Gene Ontology annotation, biological process: inflammatory response; positive regulation of transcription by RNA polymerase II; positive regulation of MHC class II biosynthetic process. Gene Ontology annotation, molecular function: protein binding; ATP binding. The transcript is spliced from 20 exons. Bases 100 to 3705 code for a protein of 1201 amino acids. NCBI's taxonomy places the organism in Eukaryota, Metazoa, Chordata, Mammalia, Rodentia, Cricetidae.